GUUUUUUUCGGUUCGGUUCGGUCGGUUAUUUGGUUAGCUGUUUUUUUGUCCAGGGCUAGAGCUAGGCUUGAUAUGAUUGCAGAUGGUGAGCAUGCAUGACAGGUGGCAAGUGUUUAGAGGAGGGAGCACGGAGCAGCGUGAUCUGCUGUACACGGUGAAAAGAGCGUCGAUGCUUCAGCUAAAGACAAAACUUGAUGUGUUUUUGGGGCACAACAAAGAUGAGAAAAGAUGUGAUUUCAGAGUCAAAGGGAGUUGGCUCGAGCAUUCUUGUGUUGUUUUCGCCGGCGAAUCUGACGCCAUUGUUGCCCAAAUGCACAGGAAGCACACGGUGCAGAGCGUAUUCUUGGAAAAAGACAAUUUCUCAGUGACUAUGUAUCCAAUCGUCGAUUAUGCCUUCAUUGCCUCUCUCGUCGUCAUUCUCGAUGACGACAACCGCGAAGACCGCGUCGCUUGAGACUCAGAUUUUCUCAGUUUAUAAUUAUCAUCAAUAAAUGUGCUAUUUAUUCGUUUUGUGUUAAACUUUGUGUGAUUAUAUCAGUUGUAAAAUAAGCAAAUUAUUGUGUCUGUCGUUGAUGUUUAAUGGCUACAACUACUAUUCGUGUAUUUUUUUCUUUUCUUCA
Arabidopsis lyrata subsp. lyrata is the source of this 620-nucleotide messenger RNA. Its product is annotated as protein LURP-one-related 15. The coding region runs from base 83 to 454 and encodes 123 amino acids. Lineage: Eukaryota; Viridiplantae; Streptophyta; Magnoliopsida; Brassicales; Brassicaceae. The record is from RefSeq and is a predicted model, not a curated record. The transcript has 2 exons.